Molecule: messenger RNA, 2205 nt
Organism: Nezara viridula (southern green stink bug)
Lineage: Eukaryota; Metazoa; Arthropoda; Insecta; Hemiptera; Pentatomidae
Source: the annotation of a GenBank genome assembly
AUGGCCAAAAAAACCUUCUUAUUUUCCAGAUAUGUUUUUACGAUAGCAAGCCCUGUUAUUCACCUACCCAAACGUCAGUACACUUGCACACCUUCAGAGCUCGAAACAUGGUUAAUAAGAAAAAAAAAUAAGAAUAGGGUGACAAUGAAAAUAACCCAAAAACGUUUGAAAGGAAAUAGUUCCCAUGCUAAUCCGCUUCCUCCUACGGUAGUGAAAAAAAACAUUCCAAACAAAUUAAGAAAAAAAAAUAGUACUAAGCCCGCCUCCUUAUGUAAAAUUGAGAGUAAAGAAGAUAUGCCAAGCUCAAAGGUCGAAGAAGUAAGUAUUUUUGAUAUUUCUCAUUUUUCAAAUAAAGAAAAUAUUCCGAUUUUUUAUAAGGACAAUGAAAUGUUUGAAAAAACUGAAAACAUUUCUAGGGAUAAUUAUAUGCCUUUACAAGAAAGCAGCAAACAUAAUUGCAGCUUAUUAGGCCCAAUUCAAUAUUUAAAUUAUGAAACUGGCAAUUUAAAAAAAAAUGAAAGUAUAAAUUAUAAUAACAAUGUUGAUUUAUGUUCACCAAUAUUAAGAUUUGAUGGGGAUGAUGUUGAAAUUGUAGAUGAGGAAUCAAGUGAGGAUGAGUUUGAGUUUAUAUUAGAACAAGAAUUAAUUAAGGAGCAAAUUAAAAGAAACACCUGCAUGUCUUCUAACAAUGAUACUUACAUUAAUACAUUAGUUGAAGGUUUCAGCAAUGAAAUCAGUUUAGAAGAGCAAGGAAAUUUAAUUUUAAAUGCAAUUAGAACUAAUCGUAAAUUAGCUGAUUUUUGUGUGACCCUUGAGACAGCUCUCGUUAAAAAAUUAGAUAAAUUAACCAAAGAAUUUCAGCACUUAAAAGUAGAUUGUUCGAAUUCUGUUGACGAUGGAGACACUAUUGUCAGUAGAGGCUUUUAUAGCCAAUUUGGUGCCCCUUAUUUCAAAGAUUCUUCAGGAUUUUACUGUCCAAGAAAUCAAGAUUUUAAGGAUAAGCUAUCUAAAAACCAGUUUAUCGGUUAUCUGUACAUGCAAACAGAUCAUACUGCCGAUAUUACUGCAUUAUCUAAUGCUAUAAGAGAAUAUAUUAUAGACGAUUAUGUGAAAAAAUCUAAUCUUGUUAAUUUAAAAAAAAAUUGUUCAGAAGUUGAUAAUUUAGCACAACAAGAAGUAAUCUCAAAGGAGAUUAAUUUUAUUAAAAGUAAAAUUGCUUAUAUGAAAUCUGUUGAUUUGAAAUUUUUAGUAAAAGAUAUAUCUGAUUCAGAUAUUGACUGGAUGAAGAUAUCAUCAAAGGAAUCUCUUGACAUUCUUACUCCUGGUGAAUGUUUGAGAUAUUGGAAUUUAAUUUUAUCUCCUAAAGUUAAUAGAGGAACUUGGACACAGCAAGAAAAAAAAGAACUGAAAAAAUUGGCAAUACAGUCCAAUUAUCAAAAUUGGGAUAAAAUAGCAGAAUUACUUAACACAAAACGAACCGGAUAUCAAUGCUUUAUUCAGUUCAAAAAACAGUUUGGAAUGGUAGAUUUCAAUAGAGGCCGCUGGAGUAAAAAGGAAGAUGUCCAGUUGUCUUAUCUGGUUAGCAUAAGUGAACAGGGAGGUGUAAUUGGAUGGGCAAAGGUUUUAUGUCAUUUGGAAGACAGGACAAUGGCCCAAGCUUUAAACAGAUGGUACCGCUUAGAUCCAGGUUUAAAGAAAGGUAAAUUCACUGAUGAAGAAGAUAUUAUUUUAGUAAAUGCUGUUGAACAGUUUGGUCUUGAUUUUCAAAAAGUUGCUUCUGUGUUUCCCAACAGAUCAGCAAUCCAAUUAAGAGAAAGAUAUUUUGCAAAACGAGACAUGAAAGUUAAUAAAUGUGGUGAAUGGUCUUUAGCAGAAGACAAACUUCUUAUGGAUUUAAUUGCUGUUCAUGGUGAAAGAAAAUGGUCAAAGAUAGCUGAGAACUUUCCUUCCAGAAAUAGGAUCCAAAUCAGACAUAGAUAUAAGUGCAUCAAAUUAAAUUUGCUAAAAGAUCCAGGAUUUAAACUUGAGAAUCUAAAUAGGUUUAAAAGAAAUACUCAUGUAAAUGCAAAAAACAAACGUGAUGAAGCAGCUAUAUCAAAAAGCACAGCUAUUGAUAUCAUCAGUAAAACUAUUGAAGAAGGCAAAAUAUUUUACAACAAGAGGAGGAUUUUGAAAAGAACUGGAAGAUUGAAAGAGAGAGGUUAA